UUCAGUUGAGAGGCUGAUGUGUCAUGCCACAACCUGUUUAUUUACUGUACAGAUCAGCUGUUAGACACACAGACACACACUCACACACCAGCACCUUUGGCACUACCAGGAUGGCACUAUCAGAGUGGACACACAUCUUCCAGAAUGCAGCAGAAAAUCUCUUGCAUGGAGACUCCUGGGAUCUGGAGUUUGAUUCCUCAAUUGUACCCGAGCAACCCCAGUAUGGAUGGCAGCAAUACAUCAGGAACACAAGUGCAAGGUUUGAGUGCACUGACUGUCCAAGAGGCUGGCCUUCCAACCGAGUGAUGGUGGUCUUCCACAUGUGCCUGAAGGACGGGAAGGGCAUUGUCAAAGUGAGGCGCUUCCGUCAGAAUUGCAAGAAUUGCAUUGCAGCCCCAAUGGUAGAUCCCAGUAUCCCUCCAGAGAACAUCAUCAUCCUCAUGAGGAAUCUGGUGAAGAAGAUUAGAAUCAAGUGCUACUAUGAAAAGCUGGAUCAAGGCCACUAUAAUCAUCACAAGAUUGAUGUCAAGAGUCCUCAUGAGCCUGAACAUUGUGAGGGAUGUAUUAAUGGCGUGUGUACAAGAGAUUGAGCUGAGCUUUCUGAUUCUUCAGUUUGGUUGCUUUUGUUCUGUUUUAUGCUCAUACUUCGACUCUUAUUGACAAAAGCAACAGUUUUCCCAGCUUAUGAUCCGCUUCACUGUAUUGCUUUCUCUAACAUAUGCAUAGCUUCUUUUUUCUUCAUAAUUUUUUUAUAAUAAUAAUCAAAAUGUAAUGGUGAUGUAUGUGCUGCCAGCUGAUAAAACAUAUCUCCAUGGGAAAAUUUAUUUGUAAUCUGAGCAUAAAAAGAAACAUACUGUGACGGCGUUAAAAACAUUUAAGAUGCAAGUCACAAACACAUCAAGGCAUUGCCUACACAACACUUGUGUGUUUACCAGCCCACAAUGCUUCAGUGGAUGCAUGUGCAUUCUAGACUGCAAAAGAGAGAAUAAAAUCUGUAUGACAUGUCCACUAGGAGUUCUGGCAGAAUUCCUGGGUGACGGAACACACGUCAUUAACUUUGUGUUAGUGACUCACGUUCGAGUCCUACCAGACAUAUAGUUCAUAAAACUGUAACAUGCAAGAGCAUCUAUAUAAUUUCAUGAGUGGUUCAUAGGCUCAAUCACCUCAAUUGACAAUAGUUAAAAGCUUAAAACUUAAAAGUCACUUUUUUAAAUGAAAAUCUUCAAGACCGCCACUUUAAAAACUAAAUUGAUCUGUAAAGAACAUUAUUCUCAUUUUCCACCGAAUACUUGAAUACUCACUAUUCAGCUUUUACUAGUUGUAUUUCAUUAAUCAAUUGCAAAGAGGAAAAUGAGACUGAGGAUCCAAACACAUGAUACUUUCAAGUUUGCUGUAACAUUUAACAGGGAGACUGAGAAUUUUAGAAACCUGAAACUUAAGGAAACCGCCUGUAAGUUCCUUAAGGUAUUUUCCUCUCAACCCAUAUUAGCACAGAGUAGUGAUGUUGCCAUCACUAAUCUCACUGACGUUGCCACAUUAGUUCCUUUGUGCUGGAAGGCACAAACACACAUAUAAAUACAAGACCUGCACAGCCGACACAGCCAGCAAAAACAGCAAGGUGGAAGACACAAAGAAAAUAACCCACACACAUUAUCUCUAACUGCUCCCUUUAUUUCACACAAACAUCGCUGCUGCCAUGAACACUUAAUAACCUCACAGUUUCAACAAAUUCAGCAGUGUUCUUAUUAAAAGUUACAAUUUCAAUGUGGCAGGCUUAAAUACAAGGGCGUAGGUUUGCAUAUGGACAGUUGGGAUGUAUCCUAUACCAAUAUUUUGAGAGGACAUAAUUGUUCCUACCAAUAUUUGAGAGAACUCACUGUUUGGAGUGACGUCAUAUGUGUCUUCUCAGAGGUUACUUCUCCACGAAUGAUUUAGGCGUGGAAGCAUUUGAUUGGCUGAAAGGUCAGGGACUAUCUGGAGGCUCAUGUCAUGUACAAAUAUCUCACUUACUGCAGACACAGAGGAGGCGAGAGCACAUUAAUGUGCUGACAACGUUAAGUUAUCAUUGUCAGUCCCGACCUCGAGCAUGGGCAAAGAUAUUGUAAUUCAGAUGACGCCCUUUGCUCUAUUGCCAACAUUUUGUCCAUGCCAACUUGUUUUCUACUUUGUAGAUAAUGCCACCAAAAAGAGACAUUAGGAGCUUUUUCACCAUCCAGGGCAUAAUGAUAAGUGAUAACAAUAAUAAUAUUAUAAUAUAAUAAUAAUAGGUGAACACACAGCCACUGAUUUAAAAUGAAAACCUGCUAGCUACCUAACGUCACCGGCCUUUCAUUAUUAGAUAAUUAAUAUAAAGUUGAUACUGAUGCAUCACUGGAUAAGCAGCAUUUUACCGUGGUUUUAAAUGUCAAAUCAAGAGGGGAAGGGGGGAACUGCAACACUGGCAGGCCAAAUGAAUAUAAAUGUUGACGCAAAACUGUUGUUUGUUUUUUCUCUCUUUUCCGUUCACAAGUAAUUUCCUAAAGUUUUCUUAAGGAAAUUUCUUUUAAUCCUUGAUCUAUUACCGUGUGUAGAUUUUGAUUCAAAUGUAAAUACAGGUAAAUGCAGAUCACAUGUUAAUAAACCAUUCUGUUGAGAGCAUUAAAAAGUCUUCUUUGUUUUGGAAGGAUUGUUGUGUCCCUACUAAUGCUGAGUCCAAACCUACGCCCUUGCUUAAAUGGACUCUUUAUGUACAUUUGUAGUCAGCACUAUACACUCUGCUGAAACAUAAUGAAAUUUUGCUAGAGGUUUGGCGAUUAAAGCAUCAUGAGUUGGA
Messenger RNA from Seriola dumerili (greater amberjack), 2812 nucleotides. RefSeq names its product receptor-transporting protein 3-like. The transcript has 2 exons. The record is from RefSeq and is a predicted model, not a curated record. Lineage: Eukaryota; Metazoa; Chordata; Actinopteri; Carangiformes; Carangidae. Gene Ontology annotation, molecular function: olfactory receptor binding. The coding region runs from base 24 to 590 and encodes 188 amino acids. Gene Ontology annotation, biological process: protein insertion into membrane; protein targeting to membrane.